AUGGGCUCCAUCGCCCAGCCGUACAAGAGCCGCCGCCGCCUCACCGGCGACGGAAGCGGUGGCGCCAACAGCACAUCGGGCACGGAAAUGGACUACGAGGCGCUCAUCAUCGGCGGCGGGUUCGGGGGCGUCUACGCGCUGCACCAGCUCCGCCGGCUCGGGCUGCGCGCGCACAUCGUCGAGGCCGGCGCCGCGCUCGGGGGCGUGUGGCACUGGAACCGGUACCCCGGCGCGCGCGUCGACUCCGAGGCGCCGUACUACCAGCUCUCGGUCAAGGAGGUGUGGAAGAACUGGGCGUGGUCGCAGCGGUUCCCCGGGCACGAGGAGAUCAAGCGGUACUUUCGGCACGUGGACGCUGUGUUGGACAUCUCGCGGGAUGUGAGCUACGGGACUGUUGUUGUUGGGGCUGAUUUUGACGAGGAGACGGGGUUGUGGAGCGUUGAGACGGAUAAAGGGCGGAUGAUCACGGCGAGGUUUCUGAUUCCGGCGACGGGGAGCUCGAAUAAGCGGUACGAACCGAGUUUUGCGGGUAUGGAGGAUUUCGAAGGGGUCGUGGUGCACUCGGCGUCGUGGCCGGAGGGGGGCAUCGACUUUCGGGGGAAGAAGGUUGCGGUGAUCGGGGCCGGGGCGACUGGGGUGCAGUGCGUGCAGGAGAUUGCGAAAGCGGACGGCGUCGAGCUGACGGUGUACAUUCGCAACCCGAACAUUGCGCUGCCGAUGGUGCAGCGGGAGAUGACGGAGAUGGAGCAGCGGCAGCUCAAGUCGGUGUAUGGGAUCCUCUUCAGGGCUGCGAGGGAGAGCAUGCCGGGGCUGCCGUGCGACGGGACGACGAAGGUGGCGGCGCAGGCUUCGGAGGAGGAGAGGGAGGCGUUCUGGGAGGAGCUGUGGCAUCGAGGGGGCUUCAACUUCCAGGCCGGGAACUAUGUGGACUACUUGAUCGACGAGAAGGCGAAUCGGUCCAUGUACGAGUUUUGGAAGAAAAAGACGGGGCCGAGGGUGCGGGAUCCGGCGAAGAGGGCGAUUGUGGUGCCGGAGGAGCCGCCGUUCCCCUUUGCGACGAAGAGGAGCAGCCUGGAGCAGGACUACUACGAGUGUCUUGACCAGGACAAUGUCGAGGUUGUAGGAGUGAAGAAGUACCCCAUCCGAAAGUUCUCGAAAAGGGGUAUCGUGACGGAGGAUGGGACGGAGAGGGAGCAUGAUAUUAUUUUGCUCGCGACGGGCUACGAUAACUCACCCACAGCUCUCACGAACGCUCCGCCCUUCAUCGAGCAGCAAGUCGAAUUCAUCACCGACUUCAUAGCCAAGCUGCGUAAUGAGAACGUCAAGUCCAUCGAGCCUCGGCGCGAAGCAGAAGAGCAGUGGAAAGAGUUGAUUCUAUCCAUGAACGAGGCAACUCUGUUCCGGAAAAACGACUCUUCGUGGUACCUCGGCGCCAACAUACCGGGUAAGCCGAGAGAACAGCUCAACUACGUCGGCGGCAUUCCGCCGUAUAUGAAAGCUUGCCGCGAAGGGACAAGCGACUGGAGGAAUUUUGAUGUUGUCAGGAUGGGUGGAGAGAAAAGCAUAGCCAAUGGCGAGGCUGCCAGGCCCCUGAAUUAG
Molecule: messenger RNA, 1599 nt
Organism: Colletotrichum chrysophilum
Lineage: Eukaryota; Fungi; Ascomycota; Sordariomycetes; Glomerellales; Glomerellaceae
Exons: 2
Coding region: 1-1599 (532 amino acids)
Molecular function (GO): oxidoreductase activity
Source: RefSeq, a predicted model, not a curated record